This is a messenger RNA of Drosophila ficusphila, 898 nucleotides long. RefSeq lists its product as uncharacterized. The coding region runs from base 162 to 845 and encodes 227 amino acids. Lineage: Eukaryota; Metazoa; Arthropoda; Insecta; Diptera; Drosophilidae. The record is from RefSeq and is a predicted model, not a curated record. The transcript is spliced from 5 exons.
AUUUUAGGGACGGCCGAAAACUGCGGUUAGUUUCGGUGCGUACUCGUGCCGGUCAAUUAACAGAGCUGGUGUUUCUAUAAAGGUUGUAAUCUUCGGCGCUAAGCGCUUCAGUUGGUUGGCAGUUCUUGGUCGUGAAACAAAAGGAGACGACAUUUUGUAAAAUGGUUAUUCAGCUAUUCCUUUGCCUUACUUUUCUGAAGUGGUCCUUUGUGGAGUCCACUUUGCUAUUUCAAACUAACUCGGAAUUCGGUAUAUUCAUGGCCAUAUCCGUACCGCUUACUUUAAAGAACCGCAACGUCUUCCUUUCGUAUAACUACGAGUUUAACUACUAUCAGCCCGAGCACAUCUACAAGUAUCCUCCCAUAUUGAUGGGUGAUAAUUGGGAGGACAGUUACCUCACUUAUAACACCACUGGAGGUGUGGGUAGCAGUAGCAGCAGAUCAUUUUCUCCUGCAGAUGGUAACGAUUCCACAAAGCUUCGAUUUAGCCGCUCCUUACCGGUCAUGAGUCGUACUAAUUUCUAUAUCAUGCUCAAGGACAAAUUGGAAAGAACUGGUUAUCCUUCUGAGUCCUGUCUCCUGCGCUUAAUUUGCGAAACUAAUGCCUCGACACUUGGCCAAGUCAAUGGACUCUUGGGCAGCAUAGUGCAUAUCAUAUUCUCACCCAGCAGCUCGAGUGACGAAAAUCUCGACAAGGUUUAUUACCAAGCCGAAUGGGAUGGCCACCGGCAUGGGGACUGUUCGUCUUAUGCGCGUCACUGCGAAGAGAAUGUUUUGGACCUGAUCUCAAGGCCGUUGUACGAUGUUCUUCGAGAAGCAAUGGACAGACGGAAUGGAAGACAAUAAACUGGAUGGUCGAUCAGGCGCUUACAGUUUGAACUGCAUAAAACCAAUUCGGA